Selaginella moellendorffii is the source of this 1876-nucleotide messenger RNA. RefSeq names its product protein-tyrosine sulfotransferase. The transcript is spliced from 11 exons. NCBI's taxonomy places the organism in Eukaryota, Viridiplantae, Streptophyta, Lycopodiopsida, Selaginellales, Selaginellaceae. The record is from RefSeq and is a predicted model, not a curated record. Gene Ontology annotation, cellular component: membrane. The coding region runs from base 123 to 1772 and encodes 549 amino acids. Gene Ontology annotation, molecular function: heparan sulfate 6-sulfotransferase activity.
UGGCUGCCAAAAUUUCCAUCCCCUUCUUAGCAAAGUUUCUGUGCACGCAUGGAAAGAAAGCCCAAAAGAGAAAGAGCGCUAAAAACUCCUCUUCCAGAUUGUUACCAUGAUUCGGCGAUGAUAUGAUCUACACAGCACACGCACAGCGCAGCAACGCGGAGGGAUUCCGGAUGAGGAAAGCGCUCGCUAGCAGCCGCUGGUGGCACUGGCGCUGGCGAUCCCUCUCUGCGCUGCUGCUGUGGAUGAUCAUCGUCGCGGCCUCCGGAUCCACCGAGAAUCCAUGGGGCGAGCGGGAGCGAUGCGAGGCGCUGGUGCGGCGGUGGGCCGGGCAGGAGAUUUGGAACAUGGAGGAGGAGAGCGGCAUGGAUUUGGACGGCAGCCGCAAGUGGGAGCUCCAGGAUUUGCUCUUCUUUCUCCAUGUUCCACGCACUGGAGGCCGCAACUACAACCAGUGCUUUCUAAAGAACAUGUUCUCCUCAGAAGAGCUAUGCCCUCGUUCUUACGACAAGCUUAGAAUGGAUCUCAGCAAACCAAACUGUAGCUUGCUAUCAACUCACGACGACUACAGCAUUCUCUCGAUGCUUCCCAAGGCAAGGACGUCGACCAUCACCAACAUUCGCGAUCCCAUGAACCGAGUUUUGAGCUCGUACGAGUUCUCCGUGGAAGUUGCCGCAAGGUUUCUUAGGCGAACGCGAUCUAUGCUGAGGAGGAUUGGUCCCAAGACUCAAAAGGCAAUGAGCACCCUGGACAUUUGGCCGUGGAAGUAUCUGGUUCCUCUCCUCCAGCGCGACCUCUUUGAGCGGCGAGAUUUGAGAGCCGCGCAUUUGGUCGAGCAACCACAAAAGCCUGCCAAUGUUUACGACGUGCCUGCAUUUGUCAUGCCUUUGAAGGAGUUUGUGGAUCAUCCCGCGGUUCAUGAAUUGGUUCACAACGGACAGACCUUCCAGGUCGCCGGAAUCACGAACAACUCGUACCUAAAAGAAGCGAACGAUAUCCGGUACUGUGUCACGCAGUUCGAGGAGCUUGGCGAGCAUGUCCUUCACGUCGCAAAGAGGCGGCUUAACGGAAUGCUAUACGUUGGUCUCACUGAAAGACAUAAGGAAUCAGCGGAGAUCCUUGUGCAUCUCGUUGGGCGCCAAAUUGCGACCAGGAACCUCCACAAAGAGACUUCUUCCACAGCAAAACAAACAGCUACAUAUCCUGACUAUGGACUUAAUAUGAACCUUACUGCAGGAAACGAUACCUCCUACGGGGACUUCAUAUCUCACAUGGUCACCUCUUACGAGCAGUGCUCAUCGUCUCUCAGGAAUGCUCAGGUCCAACGCCGGAUCAUGUCCCUGGAAACGAUUGCACCCGUCAACUUCUCCAAGGAGGCGAGGAAGACGAUUCCAGGUGAUACAGUCGCGCGAAUACUGCAGCUCAAUAGCUUGGACUUUGAGCUGUACCAGCACGCCAAGCAGCUCUUCCAACUGGAACAGGAAUUUCUCAAGAACCACGCGGACGAGCUGGAGACGUUUGAGCCCGAUGGAAGACAUGGAUUGGAAGAGCACAUUACUUCUUUACAAGCAACCGGCAUUGUUGGAUCAAGAGACGCGGCGGCCUACGUUCUUGAGGUGGACCGCAACAGGCUGGGAGUGACCAGGGACGCGGCAAUCUUCAUCCUGGGAUGUUCUGUAGUGCUCAGCGCUCUUGGCAUCUACUCUCUCGUAAAUUUUCUGUCCAGGAGUGCAAGAGCAAAAUCUAGAGGUGCUACCGCUCUCCAGAGAAAGUGACAAGUAGCCAGUGCAAGCAACUACAAGCUCCAGUUUUGUAAAAAUCUGCUGUUGUAAGUAAUGAGAUAAAACGCGCAUGAAAUGGAAGAAGUAUACUACUCUCA